AUGAUUAGUAGAUAUCACAAAUAUUUCGGCAUCCAUAUUUUUUCUCAAAAUAUUAAUUUGAUAGGCAGGGUGGACAAAUAUAGUUUGUUGGUUCUCCAUAAUAACAAAUUCUACAUUAACUGUAAUUAUCUCCUAAACAUGAUUUACAUAAAUAAUAACAUCCAUAUGGAUCUGAAAUAUAUAUAUUUCUAAUUGAAACUUAUCCAUCAUUUAAAUUUGAUGAUGUAAACUUUAGAUUUCCAUGAGCUAAAAAUGGAAUUUAAAAUGUAAAAUUAAGAGUUUUGA
This is a messenger RNA of Paramecium pentaurelia, 285 nucleotides long. The record is from the annotation of a GenBank genome assembly. Lineage: Eukaryota; Ciliophora; Oligohymenophorea; Peniculida; Parameciidae.